UCCUUUUCACCUACAGUAGACACCAAUCAAAAAGAUACAGUACGCCGACAUAACCCUAGUUUUAUGUUUACAAAUAAACAAGUGUCAAGAUUUAAACAUUAAUUUUAAUUAAUUAAGUUAAAAUGAGUGCAAUUACGUUAGGUCGCGUAUUUUGUCUUAAAAAACUCCCCUUAUUUGUGCGUAGAAUAUCUUACGUUCAAGGACAAGAACCAGAGCCCAAAGUCCGUGAAUACUUCUAUUAUAUAGACCAUCAAGGAAUGUUAUUUCUAGAUGAUUCAAAAAUGAAAAAUUUUACUUCUUGUUUUAAAGAAAAGAAGUUUUUGCAAUUCUUCUUUAGUCGUCUAAAGAUAAACAAUACUCAGCGAUACCCGCAAUUUCCCUAUAUAUCUCCUUGUGGAAAAGAACGUAAUUUCGUUAGAUGCGAUGAUUAUCCGUUUGUUUAUACCCAAGUUGUUAAGAAAGUAAAUAAUGAAGGCAAACAAGAAGAUUAUCUGUCAUAUAAUCAUGCUGCAGAAUUACUCACACUAAAUUUUUUACCAGAAAAGAUAUUUAUGUUACCUUGCAAUGGACGAGUUUAUUACCCUGCCCCAGAAAGAGCUGGAUCCAUUGGUUUAGUCAUGUCGAAGUUAGCAAUUGAAUUUAGCAAAUAUUUCAUUUUUGAUAGAGGUGAACACAAUCCUCCUACACAUUUUACAUGGAAUGAACACACUUAUACUUUGGACAAUAAGUGGUACUAUGAUGCUCUGAGAAACAAAGAACAACAGCAAAUAGUUAACAUGUAGUUAUUUAUUAACAAAUAUAUAUUUUUACAAGUGAUGCAGAAUUGCACUUUGGUUGUCAACAUUCUUAAAAAUUGUAGUCUGCUUUAAACAAAUAAUAAACAUUAAAAAAA
Messenger RNA from Agrilus planipennis (emerald ash borer), 892 nucleotides. RefSeq names its product UPF0598 protein CG30010. Bases 123 to 782 code for a protein of 219 amino acids. NCBI's taxonomy places the organism in Eukaryota, Metazoa, Arthropoda, Insecta, Coleoptera, Buprestidae. The transcript has 2 exons. The record is from RefSeq and is a predicted model, not a curated record.